CGACAGAAGGAGCCCAUGAUCUAAAUGUUUAAAUCAUUAUGGUGUGCGUUGCUGUGUGGCACAGUGUGAAGAACAGGGUUUAGAUUGAGGCGGCGGCGAAGGAGGAGCAGACAGCCUCCGUAUAGCAUGUGCAUUUCCUGAACGCAAGCGCACAUCCAGCUACCGCGCAGAGAGGUGUUGAUUGUCGGCGGCGGAGGUCUGGAAGGUGCACUGCUGUCGCUCAGCUGUCUCUCCUCCUGUCACCCUGGGGGAGGGAGCGACACAGAUAGAGAGAGAAGUUUCCUCCGCUCUUGGCGCACGGUCACACAUCGUUCACUUUCACGCGAUGGCACGCCUGCAUCCGCGUGCAGCGCUGUUGCGUUCGGAGCUCCGCCGUUUCCAGGAGAUCUGAGAAAUCUCCCCCCUCACCUCUCCACCCCCCCCCCCCCAAAAAAGUGGCACCAAUGGCUGAUUUUGGAGAGAACAAGAGCGCCGUCGGUCCACCGGUUGCUGGCUGGAAAGCUGCGUCAGGAGGAGCCGGAACGAGCCUGGAGACGCACCGGGGAGAGCCGGUGUCAAACGGAAACUGCAGCGUGUCAGACACCGUCAAGAGGGUCCAAACGGAAUCCAGCUGCGAGUCACCGACGUGGGAGAGCGCGGGUUCAGAUCCAUCCUCCAAAGCAAUCCCUCGACGCAGCAGUCUGAUCAAGGAUGGGUCACGUGCCGGUCGGGAGAGGAAGAAGACAGUGUCCUUCAGCAGCAGCCUAUCAGAGAAGAAGAUCAGCAGUGCUGCAGACUGUAUCCACUCCAUGGUUGAGGGGAGUGAGCUGAAGAAAAUCCGAACCAACUCACGUGUUUACCUGCGUUACUACCUGUUGGAUGCAGGCCUUCAGGCUCUAUGCUGGGAGCCGUCCAAGAAGGAGUCAGACAAGGCCCGCAUUUCUCUGGACUGCAUUCGAGAGGUGCGGACAGGUCGUAACACAGAAACCUUCCGCACCAGCGGCGUUUAUGAGCAGAUUUCAGAGGACUGUGCGUUCUCCAUCAUCUAUGGAGAGAUGUAUGAAAGCUUGGACCUGGUGGCCAACUCUGCUGAAGUGGCUAACAUUUGGGUGACUGGCCUGAGGUAUCUGAUGCAGUAUGGGAAACAUGCCCUGGACAUGCUCGCCAGCAGUCAGGACAGCCUUCGUCUUGGCUGGCUGGAGAAGUUGUUCUCCUCUGCUGCUGAUUCGGGAAGACAGGGAGAUAUGGAGGAAGGGAUCUGCUUGCAGUCAGCUGUUAGGUUGAUACAGAGCGUGAACCCUGGGGUGGGCAGCAGCAAAGUGGAGCACAGGUUUAAAGAGCUUCAAAGAGGUAGGGAGAAGAUGUGUGGGCUUACUCUAGAUAAUGAAUCAGGAGUGAAAGAUCACGGUGAAAACAAAAGACUAAUCGCAAGAAAUGAGCAAGUCACCAAGCAGGAGUUCAUCGAGGUCUUCCAUGACUUUUGCACACGUCCGGAGAUCUACUUUCUGUUGGUGCAGUUCUCUAGCAACAAGGAGUUCCUGGACACCAAAGACCUGAUGAGGUUCCUCGAGGCUGAGCAAGGCAUGGCUCAGGUGAGCGAGGAGACCAGCCUGAAGCUCAUCCAGUCCCAUGAGCCAUCAGAGGAGGGCCGGCAGCAAGGAUACCUGUCACUAGACGGCUUCACCAGCUACCUCACCUCAGCAGAGUGCCACCUCUUUGACAGGGAGCACGACACUGUGUGCCAGGACAUGUCUCAGCCUUUGUCUCACUACUACAUCAACUCCUCCCACAACACCUACCUCAUCGAGGACCAGUUUCGAGGUCCAUCUGACAUCUCUGGCUACAUCCGUGCCCUUAAAAUGGGUUGUAGAUGUGUGGAGGUGGACGUCUGGGAUGGCCCUGAUGAGGAGCCGGUGGUGUGUACUGGACACACCCUCUCACCACCACUGUCCCUGCGUUGUGUGCUAGAAGCAAUUGGAAAGUUUGCUUUUGUGGCCUCGCAGUACCCAUUAAUUGUAUGUGUUGAGAACCACUGUUCACCUCAACAACAGAGAGUGAUGUGGCAACAUCUUGUGAGGAUACUAGGAGAUAAGUUAUACACAAAACCCCCACAUGAAGGGGAGUCAUACCUACCAUCGCCGCAUGCCCUAAGGCAUCGAAUCCUGUUAAAGGGUAAGAAGUUGGGGCCAGGUCCUGAUGGGGAGGAUGGGGAGGUAAGUGAGGAGGAUGAAGGGGCAGAGAUGUGUCAAAGGAUGAAAGCAGCUAACAGUGGAGGAGCAGGAAAUGAGAAGGACGUGGUGCAGAAAAGUGUCUCUUUCACAGUUGUCACUCAGUGUAAUCCUCUUCAUCUUCUUCCCAAACGUUUCCAACUCUUGAAGGAGCUCUCUGAUCUGGUAACUCUUUGCCGCUCAGUCCGCUUCAUUGACUUCCCAACUUCAUCCAAAUGCCAGAAGCCUUGGGAAUUGUGUUCCUUACAUGAGUCACAGGCCGUGCGUCUCGCUGGCGAGAGCCCUGGCGACUUUGUCAAUCACAACAAGCAUUUCCUGUCACGGGUAUACCCCAGCCCCAUGCGUAUUGACUCAAGCAACAUGAACCCUCAGGACCUGUGGAAGUGCGGUUGCCAGAUUGUGUCUAUGAAUUUUCAGACAGCAGGACUGAUGAUGGACCUGAACACGGCCUGGUUCAGACAGAAUGGGAGCUGUGGUUAUGUUCUGCGGCCAGCCAUCAUGCGGCAGGAGGUGUCUUAUUUCAGUGCCGAUACCAGGGACACGGUGCCUGGGGUGUCUCCACAGCUGCUGCAUGUGAAGGUGAUAAGCGGCCAGAACCUACCCAAGCCGAGGGGCUCGGGGGCCAAAGGGGACGUGGUGGACCCCUAUGUGUAUGUCGAGAUCCACGGCAUCCCAGCUGACUGCACUGAGCGCCGCACCAGGACGGUGACACAGAACGGGGACAAUCCCGUCUUCGAUGAGAGCUUUGAGUUCCAGAUCAACCUGCCGGAGCUCGCAAUGGUUCGCUUUGUGGUGCUGGAUGACGACUUCAUAGGGGAUGAGUUCAUAGGUCAGUACACCAUCCCUCUGGAGUGUCUUCAACCAGGCUACCGACACGUACCGCUCCAGUCUCUGACAGGGGAGGAGCUUCCCCAUGCCAAGCUGUUUGUCCAUGUGGCCCUGACCAAUCGCAGAGGAGGGGGAAAGCCUCACAAAAGGGGACUGUCUGUGAGGAAGGCCCGCAAGGGGAGGGACUACACAGCUCUGAGGGACUUGGGGGUCCGAGCUGUGGAUGAGGUUUUCAAGAUGGCUGCUCCUCCGCUAAGAGAAGCCACUGACCUGAGGGAAAACAUGCAGAACUCUGUAGCACUGUUCAGGGAGCUGUGUGGGGUGUCGGCGGUGGCUAACCUCAUGCAGUGUGUCCUAGCUCUGGGCUCCAGGGUGUCAGGACCAGACGGGGCACCUUUACUACUGUUUGACCUCCGGGACCACUACCCCACACUGGAGCCUCAGGGCCCCCUGCCUGAUGUCCUUCGCCGGGUCGUCUCUACUUAUGAAAUGAUGGUCCAGGCGAGCAGAGCGGUGAUGGAGCUCUCUGAUGGAAUCGCCGACAGGAUCCUGCAUAUACAGACAAUGGCCAUGGAGUUUCAUGAGAAGCUGCAGAGUCUGGCAGCGAAGGAGGGGCUGAGGGGUCGCAAGGUCAGUCGGGCGCUGGAGAGUUUCAGCUGGAACAUCACCAUCCUUAAGGGUCAGGCUGACCUGCUGAAGCAUGUCAAGGCUGAAGUCCAGGAGAACAUGAAGCAGGUCCAUGACGCUGCUUUGACUGGAAACCUCACCAAAGAGAGUCUAGGGAUAAGAAGGGUCCGCUCUCAAACACGACGAGGCCAGGAUGACAAACCCAAUACGAGUGCUAGAGGACCCUCAGCAUAGCAAGCAAAUGAAAGAGGACAUGACCAAAUUGCCAUCGUAGCUGCUGUGACAAACCCUUUCCAUGUUAUUAAAAGUUCCAAGGUUUUACUCCGCCUUAGUGUCAGACUUUCAUAAUGCUAUGGGAGAGCUAUAGCGAGUACUGUGUUUUUAAAAGAGAAGAACAGAAGAGUUGAUGAAUGUAAAAGUCUUCAAAAUGCAGCCAUUGUCCACCCACCUCUCGUGGAUGACACUUGAGAGCCGCCAAAGUGCAGGAGCGCUGCUGAGAGGAGACAGGAUAAAUGACACCGGGGGGAUGAAUGUAGUUAGAUGUGAAGCCAAGGUUGAGUUGUUUGUGCUGCAUUAAACUGUAAAUACAACAAAUGUCUAUCAACCUCUCCUUAUGUGCAAUGUGUCCGGAAGAGGGAGGAAAAAAAUUGUCAUUUUUCUAGCACAGUGUGCGAUGACUCAAAGCUCAGCCAAAAGACGUUUCAGAUCUUUUGAAAACUUUUUGAAAAACUGCCACCUCCACAUGUUAGCGGCUUGUGCUUUACGCUAUCGUCUAGCAAUAUCGAGCAAGGAUUCAGACACAGAUCACACGUUCUUGAUUAUAGAAAUGGGAGAUUAGCAGGAAUCUGUGGAUGUUUAUGGUAUUGUAAGAUUAUAUCUCUUGGACCAGUGCAGCCCCUUUAUAUCACUCUUCACCUUAUCUCCAUUAAAGGGACAGUUCACCCUCAAAUCAGAAAACCUGCAGUGCUAUUUGUCAAUCUAGAUUGCUCUGGUGUGAGUUGCCGAUUGUUGGAGAUAUCAGCCGUAGAGACGUCUGCCUUCUCUCCAGUAUAAUGGAACUAGAUGGCACUUGGCUUGUCGUGCUCAAAGGGCCUCAAAAAUACAUCCAACUCAGCAGCAAUGUCUCUUUCCAGAAGUUACCCAAGAUAAUCCACAGACCUAACUACACCAGCCGACUGUAUUGCAGCCGACUGCGCAGAAGGUAGAGUGCAUCUACUCAUGAAUAAAAGGCCUCUGCUCGUGACAGUGCGAGAUGAAAACAUUAAUGGUGUCCUCCUUGGCUGAGCUGUAAUGUUAGUUAGCUCAAUGGUGCUAGGCGAGCUAGCAGUAGAUAGCUUCCUUCUGCGCAGUGGCACAGUUAACAGGUGUAGUUUGUCAGACAAAAAGGAAGGUAACCAGGUCAUGAUUUCUGGAGAGACGUUGCUUUUGAGUUUUUCAAAUGCAUUUUUAGGCGCUUUGAGCACAGCAAGCCGAGUGCCAUCUAGUUCUAUUACACUGAAGAAUAGGCAGACAUCUACAAUGGCUGAUUUCUCCAACAAUCAGCGACUUACACCAAAACAAUGUAGAAUAAUAAACAGCACUACAGGUAAGAGGAAAAAUAUGUUAAUUUCAUGUUGGGGUGAACUGUCCCUUUAAGCAUUUGUAGGUCCUGGAUUACUACUUUUCAUCCAAUCACCUCAAGGUCCUUUGUCUUGCCACGAAACCCCUACUUUACCCUCUAAAUAUUGUCAUCUCACAUACAGUAUUCUAUAUUUUUGUAUUUUCCUGAAGCCCUUGUGCUGAUUACACCACCGUUACCCAUCACAACGAUCAACUCCAGACCUGUAAAUGUCUGCCUCUAGGGAACAAAUACUGUUAUGUUAAAAGUGCUUACUUUGUGUGCAAAACACUGUACAGUAUUUUACUAUGUAAUUCCAAUCCUUUUGCUGUAAAGAAUAUUUUACAUAAGUUAUUGAUCCUGAAUGAAACAUUCCAGUUAUCAGUGCAGUGGAUGAGGUUCGACCUGUUCGGCUCUGUAAAAGGUUGCAGUUCAUGAUUACCUUUCUUCACAGUCGGGAUGGAAAUAAACUAGUUUUUAAAUUA
Molecule: messenger RNA, 5744 nt
Organism: Epinephelus fuscoguttatus (brown-marbled grouper)
Lineage: Eukaryota; Metazoa; Chordata; Actinopteri; Perciformes; Serranidae
Product: inactive phospholipase C-like protein 2
Exons: 12
Coding region: 444-3896 (1150 amino acids)
Biological process (GO): intracellular signal transduction; lipid metabolic process
Molecular function (GO): phosphatidylinositol-4,5-bisphosphate phospholipase C activity
Source: RefSeq, a predicted model, not a curated record